Molecule: messenger RNA, 1761 nt
Organism: Moesziomyces antarcticus
Lineage: Eukaryota; Fungi; Basidiomycota; Ustilaginomycetes; Ustilaginales; Ustilaginaceae
Exons: 1
Coding region: 1-1761 (586 amino acids)
Biological process (GO): mitochondrial translation
Cellular component (GO): ribosome; mitochondrial large ribosomal subunit
Molecular function (GO): structural constituent of ribosome
Source: RefSeq, a predicted model, not a curated record
AUGAUCAGAGCGCCAGGAUCGCAAGCUCAGCUUGCACGCUCCGCCCUCGGCGGCGCCUCCACCGCUUCUCGCCUCGUGGCCACGCCGAGACCAGCACGUCUUGCGUCGGCCCUCGUCAUUCCCAGCACCAUUUCCCAACCCAGCAGGAGCUUCACUGUCUCCUCCGUCUUCCGUCAGGAUGCUCCCGCCGCCCCCGCCGCUGUCGACACCGACGCCACUCCCGCUCCCGCUCCGGCACCUGAGCAGCUGCCCACCUCGGGUCGCAGGAAGCGCGGCACCAGGCAGCUCAGCACCGAGGCCGAGGACGCCAAGCUGCUCUCCACGUGGGGCACGCGCGAUCCAGACGCCAAGAUCCCGCCGAGAUUCGAGCAGCUCGCCGCCAAGUACCUGCUCAAGUGGGGCUGGUUCGACACGCACGAGUCGCGACACCACCAGCUUGUGGAGGCGCUCAAAUCCGACCGCUUCCCCGAGUGGCUCAGGGAGCACUACGAGCUUGCCAAGAGCUUCCGCUCGGCGCGUGCGCGUCUGUGGACGCCCAACGAGGCCGAGAUCCGCGCGUACGCCGGCGUAAAGGACGCCGACCCCAACAAGUGGCUCGACGGUCGUAUUCAGGGCGAGCGUCAGGCGGUCGAGGAUCGCGGCAAGGCCCAUCAGCUGGAGUCGUGGGACUUGAUGGACUACGAGCAGCAGGCGGAUUAUGCGCUGCGCAAGGUGUGGAGCAAACUGUCCAAGGAGCAGCGUGCAGCGGCUAUGCUGCGUGUGCGCUACGACUGCAUCCGCAAGCUCGGCUGGAGGCAGGGAUACUCGUCGGGCUACCCGCGUCCCGAGGGCGAGGCCGGCACGCAUCUGCCGGACAAGCUCGGCAUGCAGGGCGACGACGGCUGGGCGGCGUUCCGUAAGCUACAGGCCGACGAGGAGCCGCUGGCGUGGGAGGCGUGGCAGCAGCUGUCGGCCGACGAGCGCAUGGCCGAGGAGAAGGCGGCGUGGAAACUGCGCGACCGCUCGCAGCUGUACAUUGACGAUAGCGAGGACUCGAUGAUCCUGUCGUCCGUUGCACCGCGGUGGUAUGCUGAACCGGAGCGUGCGGGCGAGCUGACGUUCCUGCCCAACACGAUCGUCAAGCUGGUCAAGAACCACACUCUGCCAGGGCAGGAGUACGAUGCGUUCAAGGCGACGUUCCGCGUGCCGCUGAGCAUGCACAAGCACGCGCUGCGCUCGUAUCUGCUUUCGAUCUAUGGGCUCAAGACGACGUGGGCGCGUUCGGCGAUCUACCGCUCGCCCGUCACGCGCGACAACCGCACGGGCAAGAAGAUCACCGGUCGCGGCAGGACGUACAAGAAGGUCGAGGUGGGACUGUUGGAGCCGUUCCUGUUCCCCGAGGUGUCGCCCGAGUUCCAGAAGCAGCAUCUGCUCACGAGCGAGCUCGACUACGAACGUGCGCGCGUGUACCUCAAGAUGACCAAGUCGCCGCGAUGGAGAGGCAAAAAGUCGACGCAGCAGUACGAGGACGAGAUCGCCAACCGCGAUGCAGGCAUGUACCACGGCCUCGACGCGCUCGCGGCCGAGGGCGUCAAGGAUGCAAGGAGGGAGGAGGGCGACAAGUUCCCCCGCUUCAUGGUCAAGACCAAGGGAUUGCCCAGUGCCAAGCACGGCAAGAUCCUCCAGCUGCUCGCCCAGGAGAGGAAGGACAAGGAGGACCGAAUCAAUGCGCUCAUCCACCAGUACAAGCACGAGGCAAGUGUUGCCUCCUCCAAGUCGUAG